Anisakis simplex (herring worm) is the source of this 534-nucleotide messenger RNA. NCBI's taxonomy places the organism in Eukaryota, Metazoa, Nematoda, Chromadorea, Rhabditida, Anisakidae. The record is from the annotation of a GenBank genome assembly.
AUGUCGAAAUCUGAGAUCAGUGAUUUGGUCGAAAUGGUUGAUGAGAAUAACGUGCACAUAUCGCCGUCAGGAAGUAUUUUUUGUAAGAAAUCAGUUCGUAGAGGUUCAGGUUAUCCNAAUUUCAGUGGACGAAUGCCUUGUGUAGAGUUAGCUGAUGCGAUCGUUAGUAAGGGUCGAGAGGCGUUGGAGAAGGCGAUAGCAGAUGUAAACGAUGGCAAAUACGGUAAAGUGAGGGUGAUCUAUGGUGAUACCGAUAGCAUGUUCGUGUUAUGCCCAGGUAUGUCACGCAAAGAGGCGUUCAGAAUCGGUGCUGAAAUAGCUGAUGAUGUGACGAGAAAUAAUCCGAAGCCGAUAAAACUGAAAUUGGAGAAAAUAAUGCAGCCGUUGAUAGUGGAGACGAAGAAGCGUUAUGUGGGGAUGAGUUACGAGAAUGAGAAUUGUAUUAACGAGGGCGUGUUUGAUGCGAAGGGCAUCGAAACGGUGAGACGUGAUUCGUGUCCUCUGGUUGCCAGGGUUCGUUUAUUACAUUGGUAG